CCCUGACUCCAUGUAACCAAGAUUUUUAUUUGGACUAUCUCUAACAAAGAUGGCGGGCUUGAUGAGCACAGUAGCGUUCGCAAAAAAUGUUCCAACAUUAAUGAAAGCAACAUCUGAUAGCGUGAGUCCAACACCAGGUUAUCUUUACACAGAAAUCACAAAAAUAACAUUUGAGUCUCUUGAUUUUUGUGACCAUCUAGUCAACUUUUUGGUGGAGCGUCUAAAGAAGAAAUCACUUCAUGUUAAACUAAAGGUGUUGAUGGUAAUGCGUAAUGUGUUGGAAAAGGGAAAUGGCGAAUUUGCUAGUGGAUUACGGAAACAAGCAAGCGGUGUGCGAGAAUGUAAAGGAAUCUCUGGACCAUCUGAUCCAUUGCAUGGAGAUGUUUAUUACGUGAAUAUUAGAAAUGCUGCUGCAGAAGUUUUGGACAUACUUUUUGAUCUAGACAGAUCAAAUGCAGGGAAUCAGUCCCAGAAAAUACAAACAGGUCCUGGCAAAAUGGAAGGUUUUGGAAAUGAAACAACAUCAGGUGCUUCUGGUGGAAUGUUUCAAUCAAUUUACGGAAAAAUGAAGGAUGCUGUCCCAAAUUUGCUACCAUCACACAAGGCUACUAAUAGUGCACAACAAAAUUAUCAUGUUUUUCCAGACUCAAGCAAAGCAACUAUAACCCGUCCUUCUGAUACCCUCUGGGGAUUUGGUCAUGGUAGCGGAAGUAAAGAAACAGCAUUACCUACAAAUUCCAGUGGUUUUGGUCUCUCUUCACAAACCACUUCUUCAAAUACAGGAAUUAACUGGCUUUCAAAAAAAGAAAAUCUGUCAUCAAAUAGUACUUCGUUUCAUGAAGCUCGAAAAUACGAAAUAGACAUUCAUGAAAGAGAAACUCGAUAUGUUGAAGAGAUAACAACACCGCAAGGGAUUCGAACACAGCCAACUAAACAACAACUUGAUGAGUUUAUCAAAAAGGCUUCAAACUUAGACUGUGAAGUCAUUGUCAAGUUACUUGAUUCUAAAUUAAGGGAAGAAAACUCAAAAGUGCAUAUGCGUUGUAUGUUCGUUUUGGAACGAUUACUUCAAAGUACGAUACCAAACAUAAGAAAUAUUGUGCAGCGUGUUUCAGAGGACACAAUAAACAUGUUGCUUAGCUCUUCGAAUUCUGCUACAAAAAAUAAAGCACAAAAGCUGUUAUAUGUAAUGAAAGGCAGAAACCCAGAAGAAAGUGCACAGCUGAUUUCAACCAAAGGUUUGCCAACACCUCAACCGGAUAAUAAAAAACCAUUGAUUGAUAUGCAACCGAACACAAAUUUAUUUGAGGGUCUAUCUCAAAUGGACAAUAAUAGUCAAAUACAAGAUGGAAAUUCGAACAUAAAGUCUUUAAAUGAUGCAUUUUCCACUGAAAACAUUAACAGGAAUACCGACCGAAAGGAAACACCCAACACUACUGAUAAUGCCACAACAGAUUUAUUUACAUUUGACCCACAUGAACUAAAUCCAAGUCUAAAUAAUCAACAAUUUGUUUCAAAUCUCCAGCCUCGUCAUACUAGUAAUAAUAUGAUUCUAAAUCCUUACACAGAUCCUUCUUCCGCAAUGCUUACUUCAAAUUCAUCGCUUAUGCAUGGUACAAUAAGUAAUAGUUCUACUGAAUCGAAUUUACCUAAAAUGUCAAAAGUCAACAAUAGUGGAAAUCCAAAUAAUAUGAAACAAAGUAAUUUAUUCAAUACACAAGACGAUUUCUUUGCCAGCUUUGAUGGACUGAAUGUACAAUCAAAUGAUAUCACAAAAGGUAACACCUCUAUAUCAACAAACUCGGAUAACAAUACUUCUAAAGAUUUAUUAGAUAACCCAGCUGAUACACAGCCUUUGGUAUCUCCAAGUUAUAAUUCGACGAUGAAGCAAGAGAAUUUCUUUCAUGGAACUAGUAUUGUUUCGCAAUCUGAACAACACAAUGUAAAAUAUUCCUUGCCAGCUUCGAGUAACUUUAAUGCUGCUAACUCGCAAAUAUCUUCUAUUUCAAAUGACUUGUCAUUCUUUGAUGACUUGAGUCCGCAAAAGAGUUCAACUUCUGGAACGAUUAACCCACCACAACAGCUCUCAAGUUUGUAUAAAAAUAACCAAGUUUAUAAAACUAAUAACAACAGGACUGCAACACAGCGGCAGCAAUUUUCUAACUUCACCCCAAUGCAGCAUCCAGUACAAAGCUUCAACGCCCAACAAUAUUCAGUACACAACUACAACACCCCACAACAUUCAGUACAAAGCUCCACCACCCCACUGCAGCAAACACAGACCUUCAACAACACCCCUCAGCCUCUUCCAAACAAAGUGCAAAGUGACAUAAACAUUUACAUUAAUCCCUUUCAGCCUGUUUUUCAAUCAGUCAAUACACAACCACAGUAUAGACCACAAUACCCCCCACACACCAGCCAAUAUGUUAAUCAGACGCACUAUCCAGCACAAAGUUCUUCAUCCACACAAAGUAGUAGUUUUGGUUUUAUUCAUCGAAGCAGCUUAACUGGAAAUAAACCCUCUGAUUCUUUUAGUUUUGUGCAAGAUGCUAUGAAAGCUAGCAAGAAGAAAUAAAUGGUAGACUUCUUUAUAAGAUUAUGCUUCCCACUUCAUCAGACCCAGACAUUCAGACUUAAAUGCUUCGUUAAAAUGCAAUUUUAACAAUAUCCAAUAUAAAUCAUAAUUUUAAAAUAGUUAAGCACUAUUGUUUGAAUUUGUAAUUAAUUUAUAGUUUUGCAUAACCUACUGGGAGCAGUUAAAUUGGUUAGAGAACAUUGAAAACAUGCAGUGCACAAUCUGUCUAAAUAUCAGGAAAUUUAGGCGUUGUCAAAAUGUAGGGAAAGUGUCAGCAAUAUUAGCAAUUUCCUUGAUAUAUCUGACAUUUCUGGUUUAAAUUCCCGGCUGUACUAUUUUUUUCGCAUUUGCAGGUUACAAAAGGUAUAGAUCUAUGUUUGUCAAAUACCCAGAAUCUUCUAUUUUUUCUUAUCAGUGACAUAAUUAAAAGUUGCGCAAAAAUUAAUAUGCGCAAAAUAGCUUCAUAUUGCUAUUGCGCAAUAAUUAAUACGCCUGAAAAAAUGGUACGAGCAUGGCGGUCAAUCAGAAGAACUAUUUUCAUUUUUGGAAUUGUUCUUAUGGAAUUUGCAUUAAUUAAAUAUUUUUUUACAGUUUGUUGUGAAUAAAUAAAUAAGGGGUUGUUUACAUGGCAGUUGGGAUGGAACAAUUGCCAGGAUCCUGCUCUCACCAAAGAUUAUGCUACAAAUCACUUUGUUUUCUUAUGAAAAAAAUUUUCGUCCUGGGAAAAUUUCCUCCUUUUUUGGCUAACAGCGAUCCCUCUUGAGCAGGAUCCUGGCUCACACAGGUUCUUGUUUUCUUCAUAGCCAUUUUUUUUAAAAAAACGCUAAGAAAACAUCAGGAUUGUCAGGAUGAUUAGAAUAUUCAGUGGAACAAUUGUUUACAAUUUCCCCUGCUUACGAAAAUCAAAAAAACUCAGAACAAGCAUCUUUGUAGGUAAAAAACCUAAACAAUGUGUACAAGUUAUGUGGUUUUCUCUUAAUUUUUAUUUACUUUUAUAACCAACUAAGAAUCUCAUUGGCAUUUUUUAAUGAUGUAUGCUGUAAUGUUUAACUUGAACUUACAAAGAGACUAAUUUCUAAAUUUAUUUAUUUAUCUGUUUUUCUAGCUAUGUAGCACAAAUCGCAAAACUCUCUAAAUAAAAUAAAGAAAAUAAAAGAUAUCUGAAAGGCUCCGUGUAGGUUGUUGCCUAAGUUGAAGGCUUAUAAAAUGUGUCAGUAAUGUUUCCUUUUUAUUUUGUCAUUGUCAAGUUUUAAAUGUCAGAGGAUAAUCAGUGUAGAAACUUGCUGUUUUUACUUGUUAGAAUAUGUCUUGUCAUGUAAAAGAUGCACGAAAUAUUAUAAGUUUUUUCUGUAUAUAUUAAAUUUAGUGUUUUAUGUGUAAAAAUGUUUUUUUUGUAUUAAAUAGUUUUUAUAUUA
Molecule: messenger RNA, 3990 nt
Organism: Hydractinia symbiolongicarpus
Lineage: Eukaryota; Metazoa; Cnidaria; Hydrozoa; Anthoathecata; Hydractiniidae
Product: homeobox protein 2-like
Exons: 15
Coding region: 50-2575 (841 amino acids)
Cellular component (GO): trans-Golgi network membrane
Source: RefSeq, a predicted model, not a curated record